AUGCGGAAGGUCAGAUUUACUAGGUCAAACUUUCCUCUCAUUUUACAGGGCUUGAACUCAAAAGCAACCAGUGGAAAGUUAGCAAUCACCUCAGUUGCUCUUCAAGACCAUAUCGCACGAAACUUACUGCUUCAGAAUUUGUCACUGUGUGACCCUGUGAAGACAAGAUGGUGCCGAAGAGCCGCCACUGAAACACACUGCAAACGAAACCAUGGAACUGUGAAACAGAAAGGGCCCCAGCAACACGAUGGAGAGGAGAAAGAGUAUGUGCUUGACCCAGCAGCUCCACCACUGACAUUAGCCCAGAAAUUGGGUUUGGUGCAGUCCCCGGCCAGAAAACUGACGGUAGAUGAAUGGAGUCGGGUCAAGUCGAGGUCUAUUCAUGAAGGGGACUCCAAGCAGCCCUGUGUGAUCUGCAGGGAGGAGUUUCGCUUACAGACUCAGGUUUUGCUCUCCUGCUCCCAUGUGUUUCACAGAGCCUGUCUGCAGGCUUUUGAGAGGUUUUCAGGCAGGAAGUGCUGUCCUAUGUGCAGGAAGGAGCAGUAUGAGACCAGAGUGAUCCACGAUGGAGCUCGCCUUUUCAAAGAGAGGUGUGCCAUCAGAAUUCAAGCGUGUUGGCGUGGCUAUGUUGUUCGGAAGUGGUACGGACAUAUGAGGAAAACAGUUCCCCCAAAAGACAAACAGCUACGACGAAGAUUCUUUGAGACAAAGUUGCAGGAGUUGAAUGACAGCUUUGUCCAAUACUGUCAUACGGACGUAGAGGCUUUCCUGAACGAUAUCGACCAGUCGGUGUCAUCGAGCAGAAGAGUGUUCCAUCAGUUUGAGAGAGAGCACGUCUCGGAGCCGCAGGAAGACGACUGGCAGAAAAUACAGGAAAAGGUCAUCCAGAGAGAUACACGGGACUGUCCCAUCUGUCUCACCGCUCUGUGCAGCGCCAGACUAGAGACGGAGGCAGGGAGGACACUCGCCCAACACCACAGCAACAGACGUACUGUGCUCUUGUCCUGCUCACACCUCUUCCACCAGCCCUGCCUGGAAGCCUUCGAAGCCUUCUGUGUGGAGGGCCGACCUACAUGUCCUCUGUGCAGGUCUCCCUACCACAAAAUACUGGUCUGA
Molecule: messenger RNA, 1116 nt
Organism: Salvelinus namaycush (lake trout)
Lineage: Eukaryota; Metazoa; Chordata; Actinopteri; Salmoniformes; Salmonidae
Gene: rnf32
Product: ring finger protein 32
Exons: 7
Coding region: 1-1116 (371 amino acids)
Molecular function (GO): protein binding
Source: RefSeq, a predicted model, not a curated record